GGUAACCAUCAUCCCUUACGUUCUGGGGAUUCAUGUUUAAAGGUCACACCCAGCAAUAACAAUGGAAAGAUGGGUUGUGGGUAUUCCCAGGAUAACCAGCAUAGAAGAGAGUGUACUGAGAGAUGAGUGGCAUGCUGGAGAGAAAACGAGAGCAGGCACUAAGGUCACGAGGAGAAGGGUACCAACUCGUCCGCCAGAGGGCAUGCUAAGCACCGAGCUGAGCCUUUGUCUACAAAUUUGUGGGGGUGCUAGCGUGAAGAGUUGGAGGCCAAAGAUGACAUGCAGCCUCUCAUGUGGUGAAGAUUCAACUCUGGGGCUCAUUCGACCCUUGUUCAUGUGUCAGAUCCUCCUCUUACAAUAUCUGGUAGUGGCGCCGAAACCGCGCAGCCAACGGUAUAGGGCGAAGAACUUUGUGCAGCAGAAUGGAGGAAGUGUUGCGAUGCUUAAACUAAUGGACGGGGCAAGUAAGAAAGCUCGAACAAGGCUGCAAGCAGCUUACCUAGACGAAGGCCAGGUGGAAGACAAGGUGAACCGUCUUCCAAGUUCUGAGAUGGCUAACAAGGUAGCCUCAACUGAAAGCUGGGUAGAGGAGUUAGCAAAUCAAGUGACUGACUUGAAAGCAGAAUUGGAAAGGGCACAGGCUGAGAAAGAAAGCAGAAUCUUGGCUCCCCAACAAGAGCAAUGGCUGAAACAAAGAGAAUGUUUCAACGAUCCAUUGACAUUGCUCGCACCCAAGGAGUGGAGUGGAGUGGAGUGGUUGGUAGAGUCGGGUGCAUUUCAGGAUGUUUUGGUGAUUGCAUCGAUGAACACUACAAUGCAAAUAUAUGACGAUGUGCAAGAAAAGGUGUUGAAGCACCGACCUUAUUUCCCCAUCAGUGAGUUGACAUUCAUAGAGGCAGAAAGCAUUGACGAGAAUGGGAAAAGCUUGCUUCCUCCCUUUGAGAUGGCCGUACGGGUGGGGUGGAAUUCGAACAAGGAUGGGGUUCCUAUUUUUCCCCCUGUGAUCUCUAAAGAUGGGGAAGACGGGGAUUCUUUGCCUAGCUGUAAAGCCUGUAUUGCUAGAGCACCUGAUGCUAAAAUUGAAGAAGCAAUUACUUCUAAAGAACCCAAGCCGGUAAUCGCUCCUGUGAUGUCUCAGCCCGCCUCUCCUCGUAUUGAUGCUGUGACGACUAUGCUUGCUAUAGAUCUAAUAGAGGAUUAGGGUGUAGGGUGUUUGAUUUUUUUUAUUUUUUUUGAAUUAGGAUAUUUUGAACUGCAUUAAUGCCUUCUGCUUUUGGAAAUUGAACUUGACAGAAAUGAAAUUAAAGAGAUUUA
Rubroshorea leprosula is the source of this 1314-nucleotide messenger RNA. The record is from the annotation of a GenBank genome assembly. Lineage: Eukaryota; Viridiplantae; Streptophyta; Magnoliopsida; Malvales; Dipterocarpaceae.